AUGGUGAAGGUUUUCAUGGAUGUCUUUUCAGUAUAUGGAGAUUCUUUCUCAUCCUGUCUAUCAAACCUCUGCAAGGUGCUGAAAAGGUGUGAAGAAACCAACCUAGUGUUAAACUGGGAAAAGUGCCACUUGAUGGUCCAGGAGGGAAUAGUUUUAGGGCACAAGAUCUCGGAAAAGGGUAUAGAGGUCGACAAGGCUAAGAUCAAAGUGAUGGUUCAGAUGCAACCUCCUAAAUCGGUGAGAGACGUUAGAAGCUUUUUAGGGCACGCAGGGUUCUACAGGCGAUUCAUUAAAGACUUCUCUAAGAUCGCCCGACCGUUAACGCGGCUCCUUCGCAAGGAAGCAGAGUUUAUUGUCGACAAGGACUGUUGA
Camelina sativa (false flax) is the source of this 372-nucleotide messenger RNA. NCBI's taxonomy places the organism in Eukaryota, Viridiplantae, Streptophyta, Magnoliopsida, Brassicales, Brassicaceae. The record is from RefSeq and is a predicted model, not a curated record.